Molecule: messenger RNA, 16066 nt
Organism: Anneissia japonica
Lineage: Eukaryota; Metazoa; Echinodermata; Crinoidea; Comatulida; Comatulidae
Product: dynein heavy chain 5, axonemal-like
Exons: 72
Coding region: 120-13433 (4437 amino acids)
Biological process (GO): microtubule-based movement
Cellular component (GO): dynein complex
Molecular function (GO): dynein intermediate chain binding; minus-end-directed microtubule motor activity; ATP hydrolysis activity
Source: RefSeq, a predicted model, not a curated record
UUCUAAAAGUCGGCCUCUAUACCCCGUAGACGCUGUGCAGAUUUACUGUUGGUUGUUUACUAUUCUAUAAAACAGAAUUGGGCCCAGUUGUUUGCUUUCAGAUUUUAGAAUAUAUAGCCAUGGAGGAUGGCGAGGGAAAAGGAGAAGCUGCACCUCAGCCUUCUCAAUCAGAAGCGGGUCCCGUAAGCGAGAAGGAAGCUAACAAGCCUGAUUCGCCAAAGCCAGACCAAGACAUUGGACCUCCGUUGAUCUCGGUUGCAAAACCUGAAAAGAAAGAAGAAAAAGAUGAAGUGGUUUCAAAGGAGAAGAAAAAGCCAACAGGAGGUGCGGGCCAACAUAGGCGAGGGCCCCCUGCCCCGUCGGUUACCAAGAAGAAUGUGGUAAUGUCAAGCGAAGCGAUGAAGGAGAUGGCCAAGCAAGCCAAAGCGAAUAGAGAUGAACGAAGGACAAUGAUGGAUGCUCGUCACCAGUAUCUCUUCUCAAAGCUUGCUGAGGCUACAAAUCUAGAAGUUACCCAGAUUGAAGAUUUUUUAUUAGGAGAUGAACGGUUUGAUUUGAUUGGUGAUUUCUUUGCUGCUGAUGGCUCUCGUAAACUCAUGUUCUUUCACCAAGAGGCAGGUGGUAGGGAGACACUGCACUCUCGUACAGCGGAUACUGCUAGCAUCGCAACCAUUCCACAACUGAAACGUGUGUUUAUUACCACUGGCACAUCGGAAGGAAUAAACGGAAUAUGUUAUUUCUUUCUGCGGACUACCAACAAAGCCAUCACCGUUGCCAAUAUCACGCAAGAGGUUACGUUUACCUUCAUUGAUUGUAAUGGAGGCAAAAUCCUUGAUGGUUUCAGUACUUUGUUUUCUAGAGUCCUUGUCCCGUGCUUGAAGAGCCAAGAGAGCUGGGGUGAGUUGACCAACAAUAGUCAGAUGUCUGAAUUUCUGGAGCAGUUGGAGCGUUUUGUUGGAAUGUUGUCAGGCGCUAAGGCCAACAUGGAUGGCCACAUCCAACUUGCUGAACACGAGUACCUAGAGUCAAUGCUGGACACUCUAAAAUCACCUGCUGACUUCCAAGCAGCUGCAUCAAUUCCUGACACAGUGGAUAAACUUGAAGCUUUGAUCCUAUUAUGGGCAAGACAAAUUGAGCAAGUUUUAACAGAGAGUGAACAGAUGAGGAAAGAAGCUGACGAUAUAGGGCCAACUGCAGAACUAGAUCAUUGGAAGCAACGUAUGGCUAAGUUCAACAGCCUGCUUGAACAGAUUAAGAGCGCGCAUUGCAAGGCUGUUGUUGGCGUCCUUCAUGUGGCUAAGUCGAAGGCUUUGAAGCACUGGAAAGAGCUGGAUUGUCGAAUAACUGAUGCAGCCAAUGAAGCUAAAGAUAACGUCAAGUAUCUUUACACUCUAGACAAAUUCUUUGGACCACUGGUAAAAUGUGAUCCAACAACAAUGGUUGAACACAUCCCAAGUCUGAUGAAUGCCAUCCGCAUGAUCCAUAGCAUCUCCAGAUACUACAACACAUCAGAGAGGAUGACAUCACUCUUUGUCAAAGUUACCAACCAGAUGAUCAACACUUGCAAAGGUUACAUCAACCAAGGUGUCAGCAGAAUAUGGGAUCAUGAAAGACCAGAACUAUUAAAGCGUCUGAACGCUUGUAUCUACUUGAAUGAAAUGUACCAGCAAUGCUUCCAUCGUACCAAGGAUAAGUUGAAGGAGACCCCAGAGGAACGGCAGUUUGAAUUCAGUGAGAACUACAUCUUUGGCAAGUUUGACACUUUCUGUAAACGACUUGAACGAAUCGCCGACAUGGUGAACACCAUUGAGAACCUGAGCGGCCUUGCUGAUGUACGUGUUGAGGGAAUUGAAUCAAUCUUCAUUCGUUUCCAAGGCAUUGUCGCAACAUACAAGAAAAAAGGUUAUGAUGUCCUCGAUCACAGGAAGGGUGAUUUUGAUAUUGAUUAUCUAGAGUUCAGAGUUCAAAUUGAGAGUGUGUAUACACAUCUUCAAAAUUUUCUGGAUUCUUGGUUCGACAGAAGUUUGACUACUGAGAAAGCUCUUGAUUUGUUGAGCAAAUUUGAACGUAUAAAUGCAUCAGAUCAUCUGAACUUGAAUGAGAAGUACAUGCGCGUAUUGUCAAGCUAUGGACGCGACUUAGAAUCCGUCCGCAAGUUGUAUCAGAAAGGCAAAGAUGAGCCUACCAUUCCCCGCAAUGUGCCUCCAGUCGCUGGCAAGAUCACAUGGGCUCGACAGCUAUAUCGAAGGGUAGACUUACCCAUGAAGGCUUUUAAGAAAAAGCCUGAUAUUUUAAGGACCUCUGAAGCAAAAAGAAUUAUUCGCAAUUUCAACAAGAUGGCCGCAGUGCUUUUAGAAUAUGAGUUGUUGUAUCAUCGUGGUUGGUUCAGAGCUGUUGAUGCUGUCAAGUCUGGUCUCCAAUCAUCUCUGCUUAUACGUCAUCCAGAGACAAAGCAGUUGUUUGUAAACUUUGACCCACAAGUGCUUGAGCUGAUUGCAGAGACCAAACACUUGGUAAAGAUGAACCUUGAGGUACCAGAAGCUGCAUAUGAACUUGUCAUGAGGGAGGAAGAAAUCAAAGCGCAUUUCAACAUGUUGACAGAUGUUAUUAAAGAGUAUGAAGGCACCAAGGCUCAGAUUCCAGCAGUACUCCAACCACUGAUGCAUCCUUACUGCAAACGCAUUGAAGACGCCCUUGAACCUGGACUCACCAGGCUCAAUUGGACUUCCCUCAGCAUUGACCAAUAUUCUGUGCAUAUUCAUGAGGAGUUGACAUUUAUGAAACGCCUGGUGAAACAAGUUACAGAUCUUCUGGAAUGCCGUAUUGAUGCCGUGCUCAAAGAAAUGGCAUGUACCGCCCUCUGUUACCUACCUGAUGAACCAAUCACCAUCCAGGAAUUCCUUGCACAGACAGAGCAGACUUGUAAUGAAUCCUGCAAAACACUUACAAGACAAAGUGGUGCAGUUGAGCGUGCCGUACAGGAGCUUGUGGACACUUUGAAGAACAGCCUGCAAGAGAGUGAACUCACAAACCUCUACGAGAACUAUGCAUGCAUGCAACCUGACUCCCGUAACAAGAAACAGCGUUGCAUGGAGUGUCUGCCUUGUAGUUACCAUGCAAUGUUGGCCAGCUUUGCUCAAAGAAACACCGAUGCUCUCAUCAAGUGUACGCGAUUGUCUCUAGAUGCAAUCAAACGUAGAAUGCAGACAUCAACGAGCAAGUACACACGUACCUUAUCUGACAAAGAUGAAGAGAAUAAGAUUCCUCUGUUUAAGUCCGAUAUUGUUCUUGCGAUUCCAACUGUGGUGAUGCGUCCCAGUUUAGACGAUGCUCAGCAGAUAAUGAACAAGGCAGUACAUGUGAUACUUAGGAUGGCACAGAAUAUACCCCAGUGGGAGCAGACACUGAUCAACCAGAGAUCUGCACUUAAGGAAAUUGAAGAAGCAAACAAGGAUGAAAAAGAAGAUUCUAAAGUUGCUCUUUUGAACAUGACUCAGAAACCGCUAUAUAAGGUUAUUUCAGAGCACAAAGAUGUCAUCAAAGUAGUAAUCACUCUCAAUUCCAUCACAAGUACAUUCAAAACAGAAUGCAUUGAGGUUCUUGAAAGUUACGCACGAUUCUCAGAAUUGUGGAAUGAGGAUCCCGAAGAAAAGGUGAAACAAUUCAUGGAAGCAAAGCCUCUGCUCUCCGAAAUUGAGGCUCAAAUACGUUACUAUCGAAAUCUACAAGCCACGGUAGAAGAACUUCCAGGCACACGUAAAGUUGGAGCAAUCGUCUGCGUGACAGAUAAAUUACUUGAUGCCCUCACUGCAGAGGCUAGAGCGUGGAAGAAUGCCUUUGGGCGUGCUCUGAAUGCCAAAGCAAGCACAGACAUGAUGGAGAUCUUUGAUUUCAUUGAUAAUCUCCAGAAGAGGCUGUCGCGGCCAAUCCAAGACCUCGAUGACGUGCGUGCAGCAAUGGAUUCACUGUCAAUAAUACGUGAAUCGGAGGUUAGAAUCGACAUGACUAUUGGACCUAUUGAAGAGUCGUAUGCGUUGCUUAAUAAAUUUGAAUUGCACUUUAACGAUGGCAAUGCGGAGAAGGUUGAUAGCUUGACAUAUGCUUGGCAAAAGCUUGUUGCGCAGGCUUUGCAAGUUCAAUCUCAUCUUUUGGUAAUUCAACCAAAAUUCAAGGCCAACCUGCUAGAUGGCGUUGCGCAAUACCAGGAGAAGGUGAAGGAAUUCUAUUCAGACUAUGACACCUCAUAUCCUUUGUUUAUUACAAGAGGAGAACUGAUGCUGAAAGGAGAUGCCACUGGAGAGACCAUCUCACUGAUGGAAGACAGUCUUAUGGUUCUCGGUUCCCUCAUGAGUAACAGGUACAAUGCUCCAUUCAAGCCUGAUAUUCAAAAGUGGGUUCAGAAAUUGUCCAACACAACAGAAAUCAUUGAGAAUUGGAUGCAGGUGCAGAACCUAUGGGUUUACCUUGAAGCUGUGUUUGUUGGAGGUGACAUUGCUAAACAAUUGCCACAGGAAGCCAAGCGGUUCAGCAAUAUUGAUAAAUCCUGGGUGAAGAUUAUGCAGAAGGCCCACGAGAACACAAAUGUAGUGCAGUGUUGCGUUGGUGAUGACACAAUGAACCAACUUCUACCGCAUCUUCUGGAGCAGCUGGAGAUCUGUCAGAAAUCAUUGACAGGAUACUUGGAGAAGAAACGAUUGGUCUUCCCAAGAUUCUUCUUUGUAUCCGACCCAGCACUGUUGGAGAUACUUGGACAAGCUUCAGAUUCUCAUACAAUCCAGGCUCAUCUCGAAGGGUUGUUUGAUAAUGUGAAGACAGUGGAUUUCCAUGAGAAAAAUUAUGAUCAGAUUCUUGCAAUAGGUUCUCGAGAAAAGGAGAAAAUUGAUCUCGAUGCCCCAGUCAAUGCCCAGGGUAAUGUAGAGAUUUGGCUUGGGGAACUUCUAAAGACAAUCCGUCACUCUAUUCAUGGAAUCAUUAGAACUGCGUAUAUAGCAAUUCAGGAUAAAGAGAAUUUUAAGUUAAUAGAAUUUGAGAACACAUAUGCAGCGCAAAUUGGAUUGCUUGGAAUUCAAAUGUUGUGGACAAGAGAUAGUGAGGAAGCAUUGAAGAAUGCUAGGUCAGAUAAAAAGAUAAUGGGAACGACCAAUCAAUACUUCUUGGAUAUCCUGAACACGCUCAUUGAUGUUACAACACAAGAUCUCACCAAGUAUGAAAGGACCAAAUUUGAGACUCUGGUUACAAUACAUGUACAUCAGCGUGAUAUCUUUGAUGAUCUGGUAAGAAUGCAUGUCAAAUCGAUAAAUGAUUUUGAGUGGUUGAAGCAGUCUCGAUUCUACUUCAAUGAUGACACUGAUCAGUGCCUCAUCUCAGUGACAGAUGUUGAUUUCAGCUACAUGAACGAACCGGUUGGAUGCACUGACCGUCUCGUCAUUACUCCACUUACUGACAGGUGUUACAUCACAUUAGCACAGGCUUUGGGAAUGAGCAUGGGAGGAGCACCAGCAGGGCCUGCAGGUACAGGCAAGACAGAGACCACCAAAGACAUGGGAAAAGCCCUUGGCAAAUAUGUAGUUGUCUUCAACUGCUCUGACCAGAUGGACUUCCGUGGCUUAGGAAGGAUAUAUAAAGGACUUGCACAAUCUGGUAGCUGGGGCUGCUUCGAUGAGUUCAACCGCAUUGAACUUCCGGUCUUAUCAGUGGCUGCUCAGCAAAUUGCUAUUGUACUGACAUGCAAGAAAGAACGUAAACCAACAUUCAUAUUUACCGAUGGGGACGUUGUCAGUAUGGAUCCAGAAUUCGCCAUAUUUUUGACAAUGAAUCCUGGUUAUGCUGGAAGACAGGAGCUACCGGAGAACCUUAAAAUCCAAUUCCGUACAGUAGCCAUGAUGGUUCCUGACAGACAGAUCAUUAUUCGUGUCAAACUGGCAAGCUGUGGUUUCCAGGGCAAUGUUUUGCUUGCCAGGAAGUUUUACACAUUGUAUAAACUUUGUGAAGAGCAGCUGACGAAGCAAGUGCAUUACGACUUCGGUUUGAGGAACAUUCUGUCGGUGCUGAGGACGCUCGGCGCAGUCAAACGUUCAAGUCCAAAUGACAGCGAAUCAAUGAUUGUGAUGAGAGUUCUACGCGACAUGAACCUCUCAAAAUUGGUUGAUGAAGAUGAGCCACUUUUCCUGUCGUUGAUUGAUGAUUUGUUCCCUGGAAUGCAGUUAGACAAAGCUGGCUACCCAGAUAUCGAAGCUGCUAUUGAAAAACAGGUAAAUGAUGCUGGCCUUGUCUUCCAUCCCCCAUGGGUACUGAAAUUGAUUCAACUUUUUGAAACUCAGAGAGUUCGACACGGAAUGAUGACAUUGGGACCCAGUGGUGCUGGAAAGACUAAGUGUAUUGGCAUCUUGAUGAAAGCGAUGGGAGACUGUGGGUCACCACAUCGUGAGAUGCGCAUGAACCCUAAGGCCAUUACAGCUCCGCAGAUGUUUGGCCGUUUAGAUGUGGCAACCAAUGACUGGACAGAUGGCAUAUUCUCAACAUUAUGGCGCAAAACUCUCAAAGCUAAGAAGAAUGAGAGCAUCUGGCUUGUCCUAGAUGGUCCUGUUGAUGCCAUCUGGAUCGAGAAUCUAAACAGUGUGCUGGAUGACAACAAGACGUUAACUCUUGCCAAUGGAGAUCGUAUUCCUAUGUCGCCGAAUUGCAAGAUUAUUUUCGAGCCUCAUAACAUUGACAACGCAUCGCCAGCGACAGUUUCAAGGAACGGAAUGGUGUACAUGAGUUCGUCUAUUAUGGACUGGAAUCCAAUUGUUCAGGGUUGGAUAAAUUCACGACCAGUUGCUCAACAAAGUGUUCUGUUCACGUUGUAUGAGCAGAAUUACAAAAACAUACUGACAUACUCAAAGCAGUACCUAAAUCCUCGAAUGGAUCUACUGGAAUGCAUGUACACUCGGCAGACGAUUGACCUCCUGGACGGUCUGAUUCCACCGGAGGACAGCCCAAACCAACCAACAGCUGAGCAUCUGGAGAGGCUCUUCAUCUUUGCUGUGAUGUGGUCAGUGGGAGCAUUACUGGAACUGGAUGAUAGAAAAAAGUUGGAGGGUUAUAUGAAGUCAGACUGCACUCUAGAUUUGCCUAAAAUUGAUGACAGCAGUCAGGAUACGAUCUUUGAGUAUGUUGUGAAUGACCAAGGCAAAUGGGAACACUGGUCAUCCAGGGUGCCACAGUACAUAUAUCCUUCGGACAGUACUCCAGAGUAUUCUUCCAUCUUGGUUCCGAAUGUCGAUAACAUUCGUACGGAUUUCCUCAUCAAUACUAUCGCAAAACAAGAGAAAGGCGUUUUACUGAUUGGUGAGCAGGGUACAGCGAAGACUGUCAUGAUCAAAGGAUACUGCAAUAACUACGACCCAGAGCAACAUUUGGCAAAGAGCGUCAACUUCUCUUCUGCCACGACACCAAACAUGUUCCAGCGUACUGUUGAGAGCUAUGUAGACAAACGUGUUGGUACAACAUAUGGACCUCCCGCUGGGAAGAAGAUGACAGUAUUUAUUGACGAUAUCAACAUGCCAGUCAUCAAUGAAUGGGGAGAUCAGAUCACCAAUGAAAUUGUGAGACAAGUGAUGGAAAACAAAGGGUUUUACAACUUGGAAAAACCUGGUGAUUUUACGAACAUUGUGGACAUUCAGUAUAUUGCUGCCAUGAUCCAGCCAGGUGGUGGACGUAACGAUAUCCCGCAACGUCUUAAGCGGCAGUUCAAUGUCUUUAACUCCACGCUGCCCUCCAACCAGUCCAUUGAUAAGAUUUUUUCCACCGUGGGGACUGGGCAUUAUUGUAAGGAAAGAGGUUUCUGUGAUGAAGUCAUUGAUCUUGCUGAGAUGCUAGUCUCAUGCACCAGACGUUUGUGGCAGAGCACAAAAGUGAAAAUGUUACCAACGCCAGCUAAAUUUCAUUACAUUUUCAACUUAAGAGAUCUUUCUAGAAUAUGGCAGGGUAUGUUGAACACAAUCAGUGAAGUGAUUUGCAACCAGUCAGUUCUACUGGCAUUGUGGAGACAUGAAUGCAACAGGGUAAUAGCUGAUCGAUUCACCAACCAAGAAGAUAAGAAUUGGUUUGAUGCACAACUGAAAAAGGUGGCUGAAGCAGACCUUGGAACGGCAUUGGCAGAGCAAAUUCCAGCUGAACCGUACUUCGUAGAUUUCCUACGUGAUGCUCCAGAAAUAACAGGUGACGAGCCAGAUGAUGCUGAUUUAGAUGCACCCAAGAUAUACGAGCCUAUUGAAAAUUUUCAACAAUUAAGUGAAAGACUAAUUGGUUUCAUGGCUCAGUAUAAUGAAACCGUCAGAGGUGGCAAAAUGGAUCUGGUAUUCUUUAAGGAUGCUAUGGUGCAUUUGGUUAAGAUAUCUAGAAUCAUCCGUACGCCACGUGGUAAUGCGCUGUUGGUAGGUGUUGGUGGAUCCGGUAAGCAGAGCUUGACAAGACUAGCAUCAUUCAUUGCUGGAUAUAAGAGUUUCCAGAUAACACUGACAAGAUCUUACAAUGUAUCCAACUUGAUGGAAGAUUUAAAGCAUCUGUAUCGUACAGCAGGUCAACAGGGACAAGGCAUCACAUUUAUCUUUACCGACAAUGAGAUUAAAGAUGAAGGAUUCCUUGAGUACAUGAAUAAUGUACUGGCAUCAGGGGAGGUGUCAAAUUUGUUCGCACGUGAUGAAAUUGAUGAGAUUACAGGUGAAUUGAUUCCAGUAAUGAAGAAGGAGUUUCCAAGACGACCGCCAACCAAUGAAAAUCUCUAUGAGUAUUUCCUUUCCAGAGUUCGAUCCAAUCUUCAUGUUGUUUUAUGUUUCUCACCUGUUGGGGAGAAAUUCCGUGGACGAUCCCUCAAGUUUCCUGGUCUUAUUUCUGGUUGUACGAUGGAUUGGUUUAGCCGUUGGCCGAAAGACGCCCUCAUUGCAGUAUCUCAGCAUUUCCUGUCAAAUUUUGAAAUUGUUUGCACAGACACUGUCAAGAAGAGUGUUGUUAAUACCAUGGGUGUUUUCCAGGACUUGGUGGCCGAAUCAUGCAUAGAUUACUUCCAGCGUUUCCGUCGACAGACGCACGUCACUCCAAAAUCAUACCUAUCCUUCAUUGAUAGUUUCACUCAAGUGUACGCUGAAAAACGCGAAGCUAUAGGCAUACUUGCAGACAGGAUGCAAACUGGUCUUGCUAAAUUGGUUGAAGCAACGCACUCUGUGAACGAACUUAGCAAAGAGCUGGCAGUCAAGGAGAAAGAGCUUGCUGUUGCAUCCAAGAAGGCUGAUGCUGUAUUGGCCGAGGUGACCGUUAGUGCUCAGGCUGCUGAGAAGGUGAAGGCACAAGUACAGAAAGUGAAAGACAAGGCUCAGGUUAUUGUGGAUGAAAUUGAGGCCGACAAAGCAGUUGCUACAGAAAAACUUGAGGCAGCCAAGCCAGCUUUAGAGGAGGCUGAAGCAGCCCUGAACACCAUCAAGCCUAGCCACAUAUCAACAGUGCGUAAGUUAGCCAAGCCACCGCAUCUCAUCAUGAGAAUUAUGGACUGUGUGCUGAUAUUGUUCCAGCGUAAGAUGGAUCCUCCUUCCUUGGAUCCAGAGAAACCAUCAAUGAAGCCAUCUUGGGCAGAGGCAUUGAAACUGUUGGGAGGCAGCAACUUCUUGCAAGGACUCCUGACCUUUCCAAAGGAUACUAUAAAUGAAGAAACAGUUGAAUUGUUAGCAGCCUAUAUGGAUUCAGACGACUACAACAUGGAGAGUGCCAAGAAGUCUUGUGGAGAUGUUGCUGGUUUGUGUUCCUGGACUAAGGCUAUGGCUUUCUUCUAUGGUAUCAAUAAACAAGUACUGCCACUAAAAGCAAAUCUUGUCCUUCAAGAAGCACGUCUUGGAACAGCCAUGGUUACCUUGCAAGAAGCUCAGAGUCAACUGGAUGAGAAACAGAAGGAAUUGGAUCUUGUGCAGGCACAGUACGACAGUGCCAUUUCAGAAAAACAGGCUCUGCUGGAUGAUGCGGAGAGCUGUCGUAGGAAGAUGGACAAUGCUACAGCUCUCAUUGAAGGCCUUGGAGGUGAGAAGGUGCGAUGGACAGAGGCUAGCAAACAAUUUGAGGAACAAAUCAACAGACUGGUAGGAGAUGUCCUUUUGGCAACUGGGUUCUUGUCAUACUCCGGACCGUUCAACCAGGAGUUCCGUGAAUUGCUUCUGAAAAAUUGGAAAAAAGAGAUGAACAUAAAUAAAAUUCCAUACAGCGAUGACUUGAAUAUCAGUGGAAUGCUAACUGAUGCUGCAACUAUUGGAGAAUGGAACUUACAAGGGUUACCAAACGACGAGCUCUCCAUUCAAAACGGCAUCAUUGUAACCAAGGCAACACGAUUCCCUCUAUUGAUAGAUCCACAGGGUCAGGGCAAAAACUGGAUUCGUAAUCGUGAGAAAGAGAACCAGCUGCAGGUCACAGCUUUGAACCACAAAUAUUUCCGUACUCAUCUUGAAGACAGUUUGUCAUUAGGGCGCCCUCUGAUGAUUGAAGAUGUUGCAGAAGAGUUAGAUCCUGCUCUGGAUAAUGUACUUGAGAAAAACUUCAUCAAGUCUGGAAGUACAUUUAAGGUAAAAGUUGGCGACAAGGAGGUUGAUGUUAUGAAAGGCUUCUGCUUGUACAUAACAACCAAGCUAGCAAAUCCAGCUUACACUCCUGAGGUCAGUGCCAGAACCUCCAUUAUCGAUUUCACUGUAACCAUUAAGGGGUUGGAAGACCAAUUGCUUGGCAUUGUCAUCUUGACCGAGAAGAAUGAACUUGAGGCAGAAAGGGUCAAGCUCAUGGAAGAGGUUACCGCCAACAAGAGAAAAAUGCAAGAACUUGAAGAUAACCUGCUGUACAGACUGACAAGUACCAAGGGCUCGCUGGUUGAAGAUGAGUCUCUGAUUGAGGUUCUUAAAGUCACUAAAUCAACAGCAGAAGACGUCAGUGAGAAACUAACGAUUGCUGCAGAGACAGAGAUUCGCAUCAACACAGCGAGAGAAGAGUUUAGACCUGUUGCUACCAGGGGAAGUAUCCUGUAUUUCUUGAUUGUUGAGAUGAGUAUGGUGAACGUGAUGUACCAGACAUCGCUCAAACAGUUCCUUGGAAUAUUUGACUUAUCCAUGGCUAGGUCAAAUAAAAGCCCCAUAACCAGCAAACGUAUUCAUAACAUCAUUGAGUAUCUGACAUAUGAAGCCUUUCAGUACACUGCCAGAGGUUUAUAUGAGAACCAUAAGUUCCUAUUUACACUGCUGCUUGCCCUCAAGAUUGACCUCCAAGGAAAGAAGAUCAAGCACGAGGAAUUCCAAACUCUCAUCAAAGGUGGCGCUGCUCUGGAUUUGAAUGCUGUAGAUCCUAAACCGAAGAAGUGGAUAUCAGACAUGACGUGGCUGAAUCUGGUCCAACUUUGUAAACUACCGCAGUUCUCACAGAUCCUUGGCCAGAUAGGUCGCAACGACAAAGGUUGGAAGCAGUGGUUUGAUGAAGAUGCACCAGAAGAGGCUGUAAUUCCCGACGGAUACUCUGCAUCCCUUGAUGUCUUCCGUAAGCUGUUGCUGGUGAGAUCGUGGUGUCCGGAUCGCACCAUUCCUCAGGCCAGACAUUAUAUCGCUGAUUCCAUUGGCGUUAAGUUUGCCGAAGGUGUUAUCCUAAACAUGGAGGAGAUGCGAAAUGAGAGUACGAAGCGAGUACCCUUGAUAUGCUUCCUAUCGAUGGGAUCUGAUCCUACAGAAAAUAUUGAGAAACUUGCCAAGAAGAUGGGAGUCAAAUGUUCGGCCAUCAGUAUGGGUCAAGGGCAGGAAGUUCAUGCAAGGCGUCUGAUCUCUGGAUUCAUGCAAGACGGAGGCUGGGCGCUACUCCAGAACUGCCAUCUUGGCUUAGACUUCAUGGACGAGCUACUCGAUACUGUCUUGAAUACAGAAUCUGUCCACGAUGGAUUCAGAAUCUGGCUAACGACAGAAGUACAUCCCAAAUUCCCCAUCAACCUCUUACAAUGCUCCAUCAAGUUCACCAACGAACCUCCACAAGGCAUCAAGGCCGGCAUCAAACGGACAUACGCCGGCAUCACGCAGGAGCAGCUGGAUAUUUCUAGCAUGCCUCAGUGGCGUCCUAUUUUGUACGCUGUUGCCUUUUUGCAUACCAUUGUGCAGGAGAGACGCAAGUUUGGACCACUGGGCUGGAACAUUCCUUAUGAGUUCAAUCAGGCUGACUUCACUGCUAGUGUUCAGUUCGUCAACAACCACUUAGACGAUAUGGACCCUAAAAAGGGUGUAUCAUGGAAUACAGUUCGCUACAUGCUCGGUGAAGUCCAGUACGGUGGCCGUGUAACUGACGACUUUGACAAACGUCUCCUGAACACCUAUGCUCGUGUCUGGUUUUCAGAGGAUAUGUUUAGUGACAAGUUCAAAUUUUACAAAGGUUACACAAUUCCAAAGUGUCGCAAUGUAGAUGAAUACCGGGGUGCAAUUGAAAACAUCCCAUUGGUUGAUACUCCAGAAGCCUUCGGUCUUCAUCCCAAUGCUGACAUCACAUAUCAGACCAAUAUGGCCACUGAAGUUCUUGACACCAUUGUGAACAUCCAACCUAAAGACAGUGCUGGAGGUGGUGGGGAAACCCGUGAGGCAGCAGUCUAUAGGCUAGCCAAUGAGAUGUUGGAGAAGCUUCCCGAGGACUAUAAAAUGUUUGAGGUGAGAGGUCGUCUACAAAAAAUGGGACACCUCCAACCAUUGAACAUUUUCCUGCGACAAGAAAUUGAUCGAAUGCAGCGGGUCAUAUCGGCAGUACGUAUUACACUUAGCGACCUGAAACUGGCUAUUGACGGUACAAUUAUUAUGAGUGAGAAUCUGCGUGACGCUCUUGAUAACAUGUACGAUGCCCGAGUGCCGGCUCUGUGGAGGAAAAUCUCUUGGGAUUCCACUACGCUGGGUUUCUGGUUCACGGAAUUAAUAGAGAGGAAUCUGCAGUUCUCCAGCUGGAUAUUUGAGGGACGUCCGAAUGUGUUCUGGAUGACCGGAUUUUUCAAUCCUCAAGGAUUUCUGACGGCAAUGAGGCAGGAGAUUACAAGAGCUCAUAAAGGCUGGGCCCUGGACAGCGUUGUGCUUCAUAAUGAUAUGACACGAUUUUCAAAAGAAGAUAUUUCUUCACCUCCCAAUGAAGGUGUUUAUGUUCAUGGCUUAUUCCUCGAUGGUGCUGGAUGGGACCGAAGAAACUGCAAGCUUGUUGAGCCUCAGCCGAAAGUGUUGUUCACGCCCCUACCCGUGGCUCAUGUCUACGCCAUCAAUCAGGUUGGGGGAAAGGACCCAAGGUUGUACGAAUGCCCUGUGUACAAGAAACCGCAGAGAACCGAUCUGACUUACAUCUUUCCACUGUAUCUGAAGACCGUCCAGCAUCCGGAUCACUGGAUCUUGAGAGGUGUUGCACUCUUGUGCGACACCAAAUAGAGUUUAUCUUCAGUCUGUUGCUAAAAAUAACAAUAUUGUUUUCGUUUUUUGGAGUGAAUUUUGUUUAUUUGAUAACAAUGCUAUUAUUAGUAUUAUUGUUGUUAAACUUCAAUUUGUGUUAUUAUAUUAUUAUUUCAUACAAACUGAAAUAAGGGAAUUUGUGAGUAUUGUCUUCCUUUGUUGUUCCCAUACAAAUUCCAUCUUGAAUUCAUGCCCUCCAAACAUGUUUUUUAAUUUUCUUUACCUCAGUCUUGUAGGACAGUCUACCACGGUUCGAAUCGUCAUUAGGUAGUUUACGCCGGACGACGUUAACAUUAAUUUAACGCUAGUACACAACACGCAGCGCGAUGGCCCCGCCCUUUUUAAUAAUAAUUAAUAAUGACUUUAUUAAAUACAAUUAUCUUUAAUGUUUAUUAUUAUUACUGCAUUAUUAUUAGUACAGUAUUUUCAUUGCCAUGGAUUUUGGUAUUCCAAUGAAAUUGAUGCUAGGGUUAUUUAUUGUCUUCCCUUUUAAUAUUUAUUUUUAUAUUUAAUGGUAUUGAUACUAUGCAUCCUUCCCAUUACACAGCAUUAUAUAUUUUAUUGAAUGAUUUUAUUUUUUUUUUAUAUAUAUUGUUGAUAUUUUUGUAACAUACUGCUUAACACCAAAACUUCAAUAGGUGCUUUAUUUUAUGUUAUGAGUGUUUCUUUAAAGAAUAUAGAAAAUAAUUACUUAUAGCAGAUUGAACACAAUUUCAUAUGUUUAAUUCCCUCCUCUACAGUAUAACAGCUUACUUCCAUCCACUGAUGCCAGUCACACCAAAGAGUCUUAUGUAGAAACCAAAUAUAUAUGCUUUAUUAAUUCACAUUAACACAUUAUUUAAUUAUAAUAUGUGUGCUUAAAAAUGCUUUAGUUCUCUUGUUUACAACUUUAUUAGUUUUCCUGUGAAAACAAUUGUUUCUGUUGUACUUGUUUCCCUAUGAUUUUGCACAAGGUUUUUCUACCCUCUAAUUUGGUCAUUUUUUUGUGUUUGGAUCGUCUUCAAAAUUGGUGCAAGCAAAGAAUGGUAUAACAAAGAUUUUAUUCUACAUAUUUUUGAUAUUAAUAAACUGGUGACUAAACUGUCAUGUUAAACGCAAUUGUAACGCAAUUUGUGUUUACGUAUACUGUACCAAGCGUUUCAAACUAGUUAAGUUUGGUUCAACAUAAAAUUACCAUGACCUCAGCCUAUAAAGUUUAUGCAAGGUAGAUAGACUGAAAAUCCACUAGUUUUCACAGGUCAGAGGUUCUACUCUACAACGAUUAGAACCACUUCGCCUUUACCAGUACCAUUGCGGCCCUGGUUCCAGUCUAGCAUCAAAUAAUUUCUUUUAUGUUUUACUUCACAAUUUCAAACAUUUAUUUCCAUUAUUUUAAUGAGGAAAGUCCCAUAUUCUGUUUUACAGACAGAUAUAGAACAUGGGGUUAUUAUUAUUUAUUUAUUUAUUUAUUAUUAUAACAGUAUUAUUGCUAUUAAUGUCCUGUAUAAUUAUUUUAUUAUUAUCAUUAUAAUUGUUAUUACAAUUAUGAUUUCUCGUUAAACUAAGAAAUUAUAAGGUUUCAGACUACUAUAAUGUGCUUGUUUGAAUACAUUAUACUUCUUUUCAACAUCUAUUUUAUUUCCUUAAAUUUACGUUUCGAGAUUAACAGGUUUUAAGUUUGGAGAGGUUUAUUUGCGCAAUACCUUUAGAUAAGCAGACUUUAUUCAGCAUUUGGUUCCAGCACAAAGUUCAUAUUUUACUAAAUAAUUCAAUUAUUUUUAUACCAAAAUUAUUUUUAAUUUCCGAGAUCACUAUAUCAUAUUUUUUCCAAAUGUUUUGUGUAAACAAAACAUUGUUACAUUUUCAUCACCCAUUCAGGAUAGCACAAACCAAAUAAUAUGGUAGUUACUAAACAAAUAAGGCAUGUUAUAUCCUUUUACAUGUGGCAUAUACGAAAGUAAGUUAAUCGUUGUAUUGUAUAUUGUGUAUAUUUAUGAUAAGAAUGCCGUGCCAAAGUUACGCAAUGUUUAACAUAUCACUUUUUUUCACAGUAUGUCUCCUAUCUUAACUUCGCGUGUGUAUUGUUAUAUAUCGAUUAUUAUGAUCUUGAAAAAAGAUAUCUAUUAUAUAAAAAAAUAUAUAAGCCUUGACUGAUUGCUGUGCAGUAUUAUAAUAAAAUAUAUGUGUGCCGUAUAUUAUAUGUUUACAUAAGGUUAAUUAUAUAUAAAUUUUGUAGCAGGUUUCCACACACACAUUCUCAGCAGUGUAUUGUUAAUGUUAGCAGGCGACAAAGAGUUUACGAAUAAUAAUACAACAAUCAGUGCCAUGCGUUAGGUAUCAAAGACGAGUGGUCGCCUGUUAACACAAUCGGCGUACAACUGUUAAAAGCAUCAACUGAAAUGUACUUUUAUUUUGAACAUUAUAUUCCCCUGUGUUUAUCCCCGGUGAAUAUUUAGUAGUUGUGUAUAAAUAUCGAGUGUGAUUUCUGUCGCGAACGUCACCAGUGGCGGCGGAUGUUGAUUGGAUGACGUUCGUAACUGUGUAAACACCCACUGACCUACUAAACAUUCACCUAGGUCCUAGUUUGCAAUUUUGAACUUAAUAAUCAUGUGAUAUGUAAACUUGAAACGGUU